[Torrubiella] hemipterigena is the source of this 830-nucleotide messenger RNA. NCBI's taxonomy places the organism in Eukaryota, Fungi, Ascomycota, Sordariomycetes, Hypocreales, Clavicipitaceae. The record is from the annotation of a GenBank genome assembly.
AAAACUUCCUCAGCCAGGUACACCAAACAUCUCCAGUGUCAACGUCCAACGUCAACGCCAACAAUCAAGAUGUCUGCCGUCAACAAGAUCGCCGCCAACAGCCCCUCGAGGCAGAACCCCUCUGAGCUCGAGCGCAACAUCGCUCAGGCUCUCUACGACCUCGAGACCAACACUGCCGACCUUAAGGCCGCUCUCCGCCCUCUGCAGAUCGUCUCUGCCCGCGAGAUCGAAGUCGGCCACGGCAAGAAGGCUAUUGUCAUCUUUGUCCCCGUCCCUUCCCUGCAGGGCUUCCACCGUGUUCAGCAGCGUCUGACCCGUGAGCUCGAGAAGAAGUUCUCUGACCGCCAGGUCUUGAUCCUCGCUUCUCGCCGCAUUCUCCCCCGCCCCAAGCGCUCUGCCCGCUCCCGCAACACCCAGACCCAGAAGCGCCCCCGCUCCCGCACUCUUACUGCUGUCCACGACGCUAUCCUCGCCGAUCUCUGCUACCCCGUCGAGAUUGUUGGCAAGCGCAUCCGCACCAAGGAGGACGGCUCCAAGACCCUCAAGGUCAUCCUUGACGAGAAGGAGCGUGAGGGUGUUGACUACCGUGUCGACACCUACGCUGAGGUCUACCGCCGCCUCACCGGCCGCAACGUCACCUUCGAGUUCCCCCAGACCUCUGCCUACUAAAUUUUGGUGGUAUGAUUUGGUUUGAAGGGAGCUUGGUGAUCUUUACGGUUUAAAAAUGAUGGACUGCACAUUUAGCAUCUUUGGUUGGUCAGGGCUAGGCGUCUUGAGAAAAGUAGCGUUGAUAAUGAUGCACGCUGCAUGAAUAAAAACAAUCAUAAAUC